Molecule: messenger RNA, 1546 nt
Organism: Daldinia vernicosa
Lineage: Eukaryota; Fungi; Ascomycota; Sordariomycetes; Xylariales; Hypoxylaceae
Product: Clavaminate synthase-like protein
Exons: 5
Coding region: 247-1419 (390 amino acids)
Molecular function (GO): dioxygenase activity
Source: RefSeq, a predicted model, not a curated record
GAACGAUUAGCAUCUCAGCUGAUCCUCCUUUGGCUCUGCGAUAAAACGAACCUUGAACUAUAAAUUUAUCUAGCAGCCAUUUAUAACAAAAGGGUCCUUUUACUGUUCACCAGGCGCUUGCAUAAUAUAUUAGUUAACGGUAGGUCAGAAGAUAUUUCAAACUACCUACACUGCUUUCGGUUUUUAUAAAGCAACGAGUAAACCAAAAGAAACAACAGGCAAUUCCUUUUCUUAAAGAAUCAUAUCAUGGCCGAGUUCGUGGCAGGAGAGGAGCCUUCAAUGGAUCUCCCGGUCAUCGAUCUAGACAUAUAUCGAAACAACCCGGCAACUAGUCCCGAGGUGCAGGAAGAAUGCCUACGCGCGGCCCGGGCGCUCGCAACGCACGGGGCGUUGGUACUACACGACUCGCGGGUGUCAGAAUCGGACAACGAGGCGUUCCUAGACCUACUAGAAGACUACUUCGCGCAACCAGCCGCGCUUCUGCAGCGCGACGAGCGGCCGGAGCUGGGCUACCAAGUCGGCGUCACGCUUGAAAAUACCGAAAAGCCCAAGUGUGCCGUCGACGAACCUUGCCUACGCGUCAUCGAGCGCCUAGCUCCGGAGGAGCGACCACUUGACAUCAGUGGUCAUCAGCCGGAUCCCAAAUGUCGGUUUUUCUGGCGCAUGGGCGCGGCCGCGCCUUAUGUUACGCAAUUCCCGGGCCUGAAUGCCGAGAACGUGAUUCCGGAUGCCCCUGAAAUCAAGAAGAGAUGGACGCCCGUUAUGGAGACGUGGGGAAAGAGUAUGAAGAGCGCCGUUUCGGGGCUUGCCGAGAUGGCCGCCGUUGGUAUGGGACUCCCCGCCGAAACCUUCACCGACGCUGGGCUAUAUGGCCCACACCUUCUAGCCCCGACGGCGUCUGACCUUGAGAAGUAUGGGCAAAAGGACACCAUCUUGGCCGGCUUUCAUACAGACCUGAAUUUCUUAACGAUUCACGGGCGUUCCCGAUACCCGGGACUUCACAUCUGGGCACGAAACACGGGUCGUCGUAUCGCUGUCAACAUUCCGCGUCCCUCUGCUUCCUCGUCAGGGAGCUACCUGCUUGUCCAGGCUGGGAAGCAGCUGGAGCACCUAACGGGCGGGCUAGUGAAGGCCGGAUAUCACGAAGUAGUGGUCAACUCGUCUACGCUCAACACGGUUGCCACACGGCGGCGGGAAUAUCCCGACCGGCCCCUCGUACGCAUUAGCAGCACCUUUUUCUGGCACCUAAGCAGCGAUUAUGACCUGACGCCUAUUCCUGCACUAGCCACGCGAGCCAGGGAUGUGCGCGCCGCCAACUUUAACCUCGGUCGCGACGAGGGCGACGAGAUUGAGUACGCGCCCAUGAAAGUAGGACAGCAGGUUCAGAAUGAGCUAAAGCACAUCGCGCUUCUAACAUGAGAACGGGUAAUGAGCUUUUCGUCUAGUGUCUCAUUUGUAAGUUGGACGUCUCUACUAACAACUUAGCUAAAGAUGAAUUGUGAAAUAUUUCUUAUUGGGCACCGGCAUAAGAUCCACGAGGCAUUUG